Huiozyma naganishii CBS 8797 is the source of this 714-nucleotide messenger RNA. It is a transcript of the gene NOP16, whose product is annotated as Nop16p. Gene Ontology annotation, cellular component: nucleolus. Gene Ontology annotation, biological process: ribosomal large subunit biogenesis. The transcript has a single exon. Lineage: Eukaryota; Fungi; Ascomycota; Saccharomycetes; Saccharomycetales; Saccharomycetaceae. The coding region runs from base 1 to 714 and encodes 237 amino acids. The record is from RefSeq and is a predicted model, not a curated record.
AUGGGUUCUGUAAGAAGAAGAAAGCUGGCAAGAUCCUCCAUUGGUAAAGCUACGAGGCGGACGAAAGACAGACAAAGAAAGAUAAAUAUUAAGUCAAAUCCCAUCAUCGAAGCCCAUUGGGAUCACUCCCUUACUUUGGCGCAAAAUUAUAAGAAGCUAGGACUCAGGGCCAAACUCCAGACGCCGGCCGGUGGUCAGGAGGCAGACUUUUCCAAAAUUAUCAAAAAAGAGCCCAGCAUUAAGAAAUCCGUUUUCGAUGAAGAUGAUGAAAGUGACGAGGAUCAUGCAGAUCAAUUAAAAGGAAGCGAGUCGAAGGAGGAAAUAGACGAGAGCACUUUUAGUCCAGAGAAUAUUCCUGAAGGUGAGGCCAGAAUAGAACGUGAUUCAGAAGGGAACGUAAUCAGAAUUAUAUAUGGGGCCAAGAAAGCUUUCAAUAUUGAUGCUGACGUCAAUGAAAUGAAGCAGAAGGUUGACGACGAGUCCGCAAAGACAGAGGCGGUAAAGGAACUGGAGCGGUUUGCUGAUCGUCCUCUUGUUGUCAAAAAAAGAGUAAUGAGUAAAAGAGAGGACGAGUGGUUAGAAAAACUGUACAAGAAGCAUGGAAGCGAUUACAGGAAAAUGUUUUUUGACAAGCUAAAUGUCUACCAACAGUCACAAACCGACCUGAAAAGGAGAGUUCUGAAGUGGAAGAAAGCGCAUGGUAUCGAGGAUUAG